This is a messenger RNA of Paracoccidioides brasiliensis Pb18, 2625 nucleotides long. RefSeq names its product DNA-(apurinic or apyrimidinic site) lyase APN1. Gene Ontology annotation, cellular component: nucleus; mitochondrion. The coding region runs from base 1 to 2625 and encodes 874 amino acids. Gene Ontology annotation, biological process: base-excision repair. Gene Ontology annotation, molecular function: DNA binding; zinc ion binding; DNA-(apurinic or apyrimidinic site) endonuclease activity. The record is from RefSeq and is a predicted model, not a curated record. The transcript is spliced from 9 exons.
AUGCUAGUCCGGCUACAUAAUGAAGAUGAAACUGCUAAUGCUCAUCGCUUCGUGCAUGUUGACGGCUCUAGCAAGAAGGCAACUCGCAUCCUGUCAGAGAGCACUGCAAACCCCAGCAGGCAUAUCUUCUACCUCGACUCUCAAAUCCUCUGCAAGGAUCACAACGCCUACAUUACCGGCAAUAAUCCCAAUGCGGCCGUGAUGAUCGUUUAUGAUCUUCUUGGCUGGACUUUCCCCAACGUACGCUUGUUAGCAGAUCACUAUGCACGACAAGCUAACGUAACCGUCUACGUACCUGAUUUCUUCGGUGGAUAUGUAGUGCCAUUUGAGCCCGUGCUCGCUGGCAGGUUUGACCUUAUCAACCUCGCAUCCAGCAUGAAGAACAACUCCCGAGAAAUACGUGAACCUGAGAUCUUCGCAUGCGCAAAAGCGUUGCGACAGAAAAGUUAUAAGAAAGUCGGCGCGAUAGGAUUCUGCUAUGGAGGCUGGGCGGUUUUCCGGGUCGCAGUUCCCGUACAGAUUCUGGCACCCGAAAUUGAUCAAUUAUAUACCCCCGAGAUGAAACAGUUUACCUUCGAGACCGUUCCGAAGUUGGGGCUGCCGUUGGAUUAUCAAUAUUUCCCUGGCGUGAAGCAUGGUUCUUUUGUCCGUGACGCUGAGAAACCCGGGGAACGGGAUGCAAUGGUGAGAGCCAAGAAUGCUGCGCGUCGCCGCCAACAUCGCAUCUCCAAUAACGGAGCUUCGACUUCUCCAUCCCUCUCCAACGUCUGUCUGCCAUUGACAACAUCAAUUCAUGGUUACAAUCUUCAAACCACUUCCGGCAUUUCAAUUCAGAUAGGGGUGCUAUGUGGUAUUUAUUGUAACUAUCGCAAGAAAAUCACAAUACCCACACUCCACCACCGCAGUUUAGCAAUGACGACACGCACCAGCAGCACCACACUCCAUGCCCCCAAAACCACAUCGAACACAAGACCCUCAAGGACAAAGCGAUCAAUUGAUGAUUCUCCAAGCUCCCCAGUGCAUCCAUCCAAACGAUCUAAGCUCUCCCCCACCAGCAAUCACAGCCAUAAUAAAAUCAACAGCCCCCGCGCAAAGGGAACACCUAACAGAGCGGAGAUCGGAGACACUGCAGCAACUGCAGAAGUUGAACAUCCUGAGACAAUCACCGUGAAAGAAAAGAGUGUUCAUAUAUUGAAACGUGGCUCGAAAAGAAAAGUGGCUUCGCCUGAGCUUGAAGAGUAUGCUAUCGAGGGAGACGAGGAAGAGGAGAUUGAAAUAAAGGCUAAAAAACAAACGAAAAAGACAAAGGUAAAAGAGGAGGUCACUAUAGAUAUGAGACCGCUCGCUCCCCGAACUGCAAAUCUGCGGAUGUAUGUAGGGGCGCAUAUUAGCGCUGCGAAAGGAGUCCAAAAUGCCGUGACGAACAGUGUGCAUAUCGGUGGCAACGCUUUUGCGCUGUUUCUGAAAUCUCAGAGAAAAUGGGAUAAUCCACCGCUCCAACCGGAACAUCGAGACCAGUUUCGGCAACUUUGUGCAGAACACAAUUACGAUGCCUCAAAACAUGUUCUUCCCCACGGCUCGUAUCUAGUUAAUCUAGCACAAGAGGAUCCAACAAAAGCCACGCAGGCAUACAAUUCUUUUCUUGAUGAUCUGAAGCGCUGCGAAGAGCUUGGUAUCUCCUUAUACAACUUCCACCCUGGUGCAACCAUUCAGACCACUUUGGAGUCUUCACUAUCUCGACUCUCAAAAGCCCUUACGUCCGCCCUAGACGCUACCACCAAAGUCAUCCUGGUUCUAGAAACAAUGUGUGGACAUGGAACCACGAUUGGCGGUUCCCUGUCGGACUUCAAGAGCCUCCUUUCUCUAAUUCCAGACAGCUACCACGCUCGCAUCGGAAUAUGCGUGGAUACAUGUCAUAGUUUCGCUGCAGGAUACGACCUCCGUAGCCCUGGUGCUUGGAAUAAGUUUAUGAAAGAAUUCGACGAAGAAAUAGGCCUGAAAUUCCUACGGGCUCUCCAUCUGAAUGAUUCCAAAACUCCACUGGGUAGUCGACGAGAUUUACACGCCAAUAUCGGGACCGGGUUCCUAGGCCUCAGGGCUUUUCAUAACGUGAUGAAUGAAAAGAGAUUGGAGGGCAUUCCGAUGAUAUUGGAAACCCCUAUUGACCGGCCUGCUAACAUUGAAGCCGAGACCGCCAGUGGACAACCUGGUAACAAAUUUGGAGUAUGUAAGGAGGAUCAUUCAAUCCCAACGCCUACCACCAAGAAAACCGGUGGUGCUAAAAAGGGGCCUGCUAGAAAACAAAAGCCCAGCAAACCCGCUAUGAUUGAGGAUAAAUCCGUAUGGGCGAAGGAGAUAAAACUUCUCGAAUCUCUGAUUGGGAUGGAUGUCGAAAGUAAAGAAUUCCUUAGACUGGAGGCCGAAUUGGCAGAGCAAGGGAGGGAGGAAAGAGAGAAGCACCAGGCGAUGUUUGAUAAGAAACAGGAAAAGGAGUCGAAGCAAAGGGAUCUGAGAGAUAUGUUUGGUGCAAACGGAAAGGGAAAGGGCAAAGGGAAAGCUAACACCACGGGAGCUAGGAAACGGAAGAAGACGGUCAAUAUGGAGAGUUCUGAUGACUCGGAUUAA